Messenger RNA from Camelus dromedarius (Arabian camel), 651 nucleotides. RefSeq names its product tetrapeptide repeat homeobox 2 (gene TPRX2). Bases 1 to 651 code for a protein of 216 amino acids. Gene Ontology annotation, molecular function: RNA polymerase II cis-regulatory region sequence-specific DNA binding; DNA-binding transcription factor activity, RNA polymerase II-specific. The record is from RefSeq and is a predicted model, not a curated record. Lineage: Eukaryota; Metazoa; Chordata; Mammalia; Artiodactyla; Camelidae. Gene Ontology annotation, cellular component: nucleus. Gene Ontology annotation, biological process: regulation of transcription by RNA polymerase II. The transcript is spliced from 3 exons.
AUGGACCCCGCCCGCUGCUCAGGACCCCUAAAGAGGCAGCGACAGGAGCGCACGGUGUACACCAAAGAGCAGCUAGAGAUGCUGGAAGAGCACUUUAAGAAGAACGACUAUCCGGGCUACCAGGAACGCCUGGGCCUGGCGGCCAAGCUCAACCUAGAGGAGCACAAAGUGCAGGUGUGGUUCAAAAACCGCCGGGCCAAACGCUCUAGGCUGGAGCGACUGUCCAAGGGCGGAGACCAGAGAGCCUGCGACGCCCCCGGCGCCCCCGGCCCCACAUUCCCAGAGGAGCCGGGUUUCCGCAGCCCCGCUCCGCCCAGCCCCGCGGGGAUGCUCGCGGCACCGGAUCCCGGCGCCUUCGGCCAGGGCCCGGCCAGGUGGGCCCCGGCUCGGGGCGCCCAGGCGGAAGUCCCGGCUGCUUCAGCCCCCGUUCCAGCCCCAGCCUCAGUCCCAGCUCCAGCACCCGUCUGGCCUCAGGACCCCUCUGCCGCCAACUUCUGUCCUGGGCCUCUUUCAAUUCCAGAUUUUGCAAAUAUAUUCUCCUACCGAGAUCCCUCCCGGGGACCUCCCUCUCCCUUGAUGUCUGGGUACCAAAAGGAUGAUGAUUCUGAAGAUGAGAACGACUUAGGCCCCGGGCGGUUACUGAGUUUAUAG